CCCAUCAGUGUUGGAUAGAUUGAAUCCAUUACUGGAGCCUAAUGGAGCAUUGUCUAUUGAUGAGAGAGGAGUUAUUGAUGGCACUGUACCAACUGUUAAACCACAUAAAGACUUCAGGUUGUUUUUGACAAUGGAUCCUGUCCAUGGUGAAAUAUCAAGAGCAAUGAGGAACAGAGGAAUAGAAAUCUCAAUAUUACCACAGGAUGUUGAGUCUCUUCAUUAUGAUUUAUCUUCUCUCUCUUACUCAAUGAGUGUUAAGUGCCUAAUGUUAGAUCCAGUCACUGCACUAGUUAAAAGAGAUCUUCACUACAUCCUCAUACAAUUCAUUAAUUCUCUUAAUACAAGACAUACCACCAUUAACGAUUUAUUAUCAUUGCAAGCUCGUUUAAGGCUAUUCAUUGAUUUGUCGUCUGUGUCUGAUGUACUACCACGUUACAAUGCUCUCAUUCAAUUGGCCAAUAAUAUUAGCCACACCCCUUUACUUCAGUGUGUUGUCAUGGCAACAGCAGAUGUACUCUCCGAUGAUGACUUUAAAAGUGCAACUAGAAGAAUCUUAUUACAUUUAAUGUUUAUAUUAGGUAGAGACUAUCAAUCUCAUUUUAAUUAUAAAAUUAAUGAGGCACUACAUGGAGUACAACCAAAUGAAGAAACAGAUUAUUUUGAUGGCGUUGUUGAUUCCAAGUUAUUGUAUUAUACUCAUAAAAGAUUGAGUAUUUGCAUGAAUAAUGAAUGGUCUACUGCUCCUAGUCUGUUUCAAUCAGUUAACAGGAGCUCAGUAUCAAGUGGUUCUGUGAUUGAUAGAAAGACUAUAGUGAAACUAAAAGAGUUUUUAGAUACGUUUUUGACUGAAUUGCAGUAUAAUAAAAAAAUACUGUCAAAUAGAGCUAUUGAUUGUUUGAGGUUAUUUGUAUUCACUUGUCACACUCCUGACUGGUCUGUCCCAAAGCUUGCUGUUAGCUGGUCGCUACUAAAGAAAAUCACCUUAGCAGAAUAUGAACCAAGCAACAAUGUUGCCAGUCUUCUUGAGUCUUGUGCUGUAUUGGAUCAGUUAAACUCAGUAGAUGUUCAUUGUAUUCAGUUGUUUAGGAAAGGACUAGGUUCACCAUUACCUCCUGCUUCACUCAUGCAAGUUAAUUUGAUG
This is a messenger RNA of Amphimedon queenslandica, 1141 nucleotides long. RefSeq lists its product as uncharacterized. The transcript is spliced from 9 exons. Gene Ontology annotation, cellular component: nucleus; preribosome, large subunit precursor. Gene Ontology annotation, biological process: ribosomal large subunit assembly; ribosomal large subunit export from nucleus. The record is from RefSeq and is a predicted model, not a curated record. The annotation marks the transcript as partial. NCBI's taxonomy places the organism in Eukaryota, Metazoa, Porifera, Demospongiae, Haplosclerida, Niphatidae.